Messenger RNA from Scatophagus argus, 1970 nucleotides. It is a transcript of the gene ndr2, whose product is annotated as nodal-related 2. The record is from RefSeq and is a predicted model, not a curated record. Bases 362 to 1558 code for a protein of 398 amino acids. Gene Ontology annotation, molecular function: type I activin receptor binding; cytokine activity; growth factor activity. The transcript has 3 exons. Gene Ontology annotation, cellular component: extracellular region. NCBI's taxonomy places the organism in Eukaryota, Metazoa, Chordata, Actinopteri, Scatophagidae. Gene Ontology annotation, biological process: BMP signaling pathway; SMAD protein signal transduction.
GCUCCGCAGACCAGUGGUUCGAUGGUAGCCUAUUCACCAGACUGCAUUACACUAUGGGAAAGCCUAACAAUUAGUGUAAGUCAAAUAGCUGAAACAAUUAAUUCAAGGAUGGGGAAUCAGGCUGCAGAAGCCCCAGAAGAACAUGGCGCAAACAAAAAGUUGCGCCCCUUGUAAACACGCACCCAGGCGCCUCAUUACCAACUGAAUGGAUGAUGAGCUGUCAGGUAACAAGUCUUGAGGACGCAUGUCAAUUUCCUUUAAUGUUCUCAGCUACUUGUUAAACAUGAAAGGGGGUGGGUGAGAGUAUAUAAGACACCUCUAAUCUCCCAGUAGAGGAAUUUGUCAUUAACCGGCCCAAAACAUGCGUUCACUGGGACUCCUGGCUUUUGCGCUGCACGCAUCUCUGCUCGCGCUGCUGGCUCAGGGGCUUCAAAAAAGCGGAGAUGGAGUUUACAUGAGGUCGAUGCACCGUUUUUCCGUGAUGGACCGAUCAACCGGCUACCACCUGCCAACCUACAUGAUGCAUCUCUACAGGAACUUCAAGUCGAACUUUUCCAGGCCUGUGGAUAUUAUGGAGCGGGAUGUCGCAAAGCAAGCAGACACCGUGAAGAGUGUGGUCGCUAAAAGUCUGAUGUACAGACAGAGGCGCUGGACUGUGACCUUUGACCUUUAUGCCCUGCUGGCUGACAAGCAGAUCCAGGCGGCAGAGCUGAGAAUCCGCCUUCCACGGACAAAGAGCGCUUCCAACAUCACUGUGGAGGUCUAUCACCAACAUGGCCAGCCGUGCCAUACGGACAAGGGCUGCCAGGAGCAGCAGCUGGUGGGGCUGCUCACUGAAUCAUCGCUGGUCACUUCAUCAGAGAGCUGGAAAGUAUUCAACAUGACAAGUCCUCUCUUGAGCUGGCUCAGGGAAAAAUCAACAGCGAGAAUUCGAUACAAAAGAGUGUCGAGAAGAAGGAAAGCGGUAAAGACAAAGAGGGGCCUGUCAGUUCCUGAUCAGCCUCUCUAUGUGGUGAGAAGAGAGCAGGACGUGAGUGACCGGGCCUUGUUGGUUGUCUUCUCACACACUGGUUCUGAUGAAAACUCAAAGGCCAAAGCAAGCUUACUCCUUACAGCUGAACAAUCCAAGUUUUUGUCCCCUACUGAAAUCAAAAAGGCUCGCUGGCCGAAGAAGCGCAGGAGCAAACGGGGCCAGAGGGAACAAACUGUGCGAAGCCCACAGGUGUCCAAAAAAGGGAGUGAGAAACCUCUCUGUCGCAGAGUCGACCUGCAUGUAGACUUUAAUCAAAUUGGCUGGGGGUCCUGGAUCAUCUUUCCUAAAAGAUAUAAUGCCUACCGCUGUGAGGGUUCCUGCCCAGGACCCCUGGGAGAAGAUCUAAAUCCAACAAAUCAUGCUUACAUGCAGAGUUUACUGAAACAUUAUCACCCUGACAGAGUAGGAUCACCCUGCUGUGCCCCAACCAAAAUGAGCCCGCUAAGCAUGCUGUACUACGAGAACGGGGAAAUGCUCCUGCGACAUCACGAGGACAUGAUUGUGGAUGAAUGUGGCUGCCAGUGACAGCUGCAACCACCUCAAAACAUGGCCCAUGUUUCUGGGCAGUGUAACAGCACAGCAAUGCUGUGCAGAAGCAAACCAUUUCUGACACUUAGCCAGAAGGACAAAAGCUCUUUGAUAUUUGUCACUGUGCACUGUGAGAUUGUAGCUGAUAUAUGUGCAGAGAUACGGUUGUAAUUUGGGAUGUGAUCUCUGGUUUGUAAGGAGAACAUUGUUAUUUUAAGACGUGCCGAAAUACAAACUCAACGACAUCAUCCAGCCUUCCAGCUGUGUGCAGCUGUCACAACGAAAUGUUAAUUCCCUUAUAAAUUUCAUCAGUGUAAACGUGAAAUGGCAAUAAUACAGCACUGUUUUUAUUGUACACUACCAUUUGUGUAACUGUUAAUUAAAUGUAUAUUUAUUGUAAAUAAUAAAA